Molecule: messenger RNA, 940 nt
Organism: Biomphalaria glabrata
Lineage: Eukaryota; Metazoa; Mollusca; Gastropoda; Planorbidae
Product: signal recognition particle 19 kDa protein-like
Exons: 5
Coding region: 74-553 (159 amino acids)
Biological process (GO): SRP-dependent cotranslational protein targeting to membrane, signal sequence recognition; SRP-dependent cotranslational protein targeting to membrane
Cellular component (GO): signal recognition particle, endoplasmic reticulum targeting
Molecular function (GO): 7S RNA binding
Source: RefSeq, a predicted model, not a curated record
UAGAUCUAUAUAGAUCAGUGAAUAAAUCUUCUUUUCUAAAGGUGUAAAAGUUGUAAGUUUCUUCAACGUUAUAAUGGCUACUGCUCAAGUCCAACCAAAUGUUCCAUCACAAGCUCGGCCUUGGAACCCUGAUUUUAAACACACCGAUCGUGAAAGGUGGAUAUGUAUCUACCCAGCAUACUUAAACAGUAAAAAGACUUUAAAAGAAGGCCGUAGAAUACCUAAGGCUAAGGCAAUUGAAAACCCAGCUGCCACAGAAAUAAGAGAUGUCUGCGCCUCGGCAGGAUUCACAUUGGGUGUUGAGAAUAAAGUUUAUCCACGAGAGUUGGACCCAAGGGAUAUUAAGUUCAAGGGUCGUGUGAGAGUGAUGCUGAAAAAUGAGGAUGGUACACCAGCCUUAGCAAACUUCCCUAAUAGAAUGUCUGUCCUCAUGUACAUUGCCGAUAUGAUUCCAAAGUUGAAAACAAGACAACAGACCCAGUCCUCAGGGCCAGCACAAGUGCAACAACAGCAGCAGCAGUCUAAAGGACAGAAAAAGAAAAGUCGCAAAUAGAUUAUUUAUGAGAUGUAAUACUUGCUUGAGAGUCAAUGUGUAUUUUGGUCAGAAAACUGUAAAAAGCUCAGAGCCAUGUGUAAAAUGGAGAAGAAAGAUGGAGAAACUAUCAAACAGACCAGUGGUUAUAGUGAAAGAAAAUGAGUUAGCUUUGUCUAAGUUGUGUGGUAAAUCUUUAUUUCAUAUCUGCUUUGUCGGGAAAAAAAAAAGAGCUACUUGGUUCAAAAUUUUAAGUUUUAGCUUUGUGAUAUACAUUGAAAGAAAUUUACAGAAUCAAAAACAAUUUGAGCUCCAGAUAUGAAGGUUUUGUUUCGUUUUGACCCAGAGCUUAGUUCUGUGCAUGUGAAUGGCUGUGUUAAAUGUGGGAAUUAUGUGAGAAAAUGUUGU